CAAAAAUUAAAAAUGCGAAGGGUCAAUUUUGAACUAGGUGAACCAUCGGAAAAAGAAUAUUUUGAAGAAUAUGACAAAUACGCCACAGUAUACAGUUGGUGGUUUUGCUUAAUUUUGAUCCUGAGAUGUUGCAUACCGUUUUGUCUAGCUCUGCAAGUAGGCCCUUAUGAAUAUUCUGAUAGCAUUAAAGUAUACAGACGUGCCUUCCUAAACAAACAGAAUCAUCAAAAUAUCACGCAAAUUCAAGUGGUGGGUGGUGAGUAUAAUGUGCAAAAAUCUAUUAUCUUGCAAAUGAUAAUCUUCAAAUCUGCUGGAUUUGGCGUGGGAGCAGUUCUGAUUGGAGUUUUUGCGGACGUAUAUGGAAGAUCGGUUACUAGUUUUCUAGCUUCCAUGCUAUGGGCCACUACUGCAGCUAUUUCCGUCCUAUUUCAACAUGCAACGUUAAUACAGGUAUGGUACUCAGUAAUUACUGCAUGUGCUAGUGCAACUUGUGUCGUCACAUUUGUAAGCUUUGCAGAAAUUAUAAACAAAAAGCAGAGGGUAUUAGUUGUUUACACAUGCUUAGGCUAUGUCGUUGGAGACAUACUCCUCACUUACAUCGUCGACAACUUACAGACUUGGAAAUACACUAUUACUUUCGCAGCAACUGCAAGCACAUGUGCAAUUUUUGCAACAUGGUACAUCCCAGAAUCACCCAGAUGGUUAUUCAAUAAAAACAAAAAAAGACAAGUUUAUGAUCAACUAAAUGAAAUAUCAGGCCUGAAGUAUGAGAUUACACUAGCAAAUGCACCGCCUGAAGGAGAUUCUCAUCUGCGGAUCUGCUAUGAUAUGUUUCGAUACAUCACAAGAGAGAAGUUAAAACAUAUUAUCAUAUGUAACAUAUGUAUAGGAGCUGCCGGUGCAAACUUUUCUACUGCAAGACUUAAAGUUACUUUGUAUUACAAUAAUGCUGACGAAUUCAAACACAUUGCAAAUGUUGCGGAAGUACUUGCUUACUUACUUUUGAUUCCGAUGCUAAUUUUUCUUGGCAAACGAAAUAGUUUAUUUGCCUGCUUCUGUUUGUUGUCGACAUCGGCAAUGAUAGGGAUAAUACUGCCAGAGAACACACAGAUUUUUUACAAUAUUUUCGCAGUGCUGCUCGGUCAAACAGGUUUAUGCUUUUGUUGGUUUCUCUUUUUGGAUCUUUUUCCCACAUUUUCAAGAGCAACGGUAAUGGGUAUUGGGAUUUGUACUUACAACAUAGCUUCUGCUAUCACAAUAGUAACAGUGAAUCUAAUAGAUGAAUUUAGUUAUUUCAAUUACUGUAUAAUGUUUUUUCUAAUAUCGCUAUUAGGCAUGUCAGUUUUGAGUUUGUCUGAUUACUCUUCGCAGGAUCUGUUAAAUUUUAAACUAUAUCGCUGA
Messenger RNA from Zophobas morio, 1401 nucleotides. RefSeq names its product solute carrier family 22 member 2-like. Gene Ontology annotation, biological process: transmembrane transport. Bases 13 to 1401 code for a protein of 462 amino acids. The transcript has 10 exons. The record is from RefSeq and is a predicted model, not a curated record. NCBI's taxonomy places the organism in Eukaryota, Metazoa, Arthropoda, Insecta, Coleoptera, Tenebrionidae. Gene Ontology annotation, molecular function: transmembrane transporter activity.